Molecule: messenger RNA, 2279 nt
Organism: Harmonia axyridis
Lineage: Eukaryota; Metazoa; Arthropoda; Insecta; Coleoptera; Coccinellidae
Gene: Lapsyn
Product: leucine-rich repeat-containing G-protein coupled receptor 6
Exons: 6
Coding region: 447-1433 (328 amino acids)
Cellular component (GO): extracellular matrix
Molecular function (GO): protein binding
Source: RefSeq, a predicted model, not a curated record
UACUAAGAUAUGAGAUAAGAAAAUGAUCUUUUAAUAUAAGCGAGUGGGGAAUUCAAACUUUGUAAUUCCCACUUUAUUGUAUUGGAAUUGAUCAAACCAUUAAUGAUAUGACCUGAAAGAACAUUUAGUCAUUCUUCAGUUAUACCAAAAUAAACAAACAAUUAGACAUUGUUUUUAUCAGUGCAUUACUGGUGUUUUUAGAUGCAUACAUGCACAUGGAAAUAAACUUAUGUAUAAUAUCAAGCAAAUUAAUCUUGUAGAGUGAAUCACUUUCGAAGAGAAUGAAAAUUAAUCAAUUGACUGCAAUUUGGCUUGGAGAGUAUACGACAGAUGAACCUGUAGAGCUCUAUAUGCCACUUUAAUUUAGUGCCUAUUUAUCCUCAUCUGGUGAUGUUACUGUGAUCACGUUCAUGUUAAAAUUGUCGUAGGAAAAACAUUCAAGCAAGAUGCAUGUAUUUCCCAUUCUAUUGGUUUUAAUAGCUAUAAUCCAAAUUGGAAGAAGUGCAGAUUGUAAAAAAGAAAUAAAAUGCCAAAUAAGCAGAGUUUUUGGAAUGCGUGCUGCAGACUGUUCGAAUAGGGUUUUUAGAAGUUUUCCACAAUGUUUAAGAGCGGAUAUUGAGGUUAUUGAUCUCGCCAUGAACCGUAUCAGAAGGUUGCGAUAUUCUGAUCUGAAAAGAUAUCGCCACCUCAAAGCUCUCUAUCUACAAGACAAUCUUUUGAGCACGAUUGCCGCAGAUACGUUUGAUGGUCUGGAUGACUUAACCGGAUUAGAUUUGUCGGGUGCUGUUACAAUCAAGAUUCCAGAAAAUAUUUUCCAUCUCCCAUCUCUUCAAACCCUUUAUUUGAGCAACCAAUUGUUUACUAACAUUGUCGAAGCUAUUGAGAAGACCAAACCGAUAACUAGUCCGUUAGCUCAUCUGGAUUUGAGCUAUUCAGAAUUGGAACGUUUGCCGAAUAUGGGGGUAUUACCGACUUUGUUGAAAUAUAAUGUUUCUGGUAAUAAUCUAACUGAACUGAGGGUUGAACAUUUUUCGGGCCUAUGUGGCCUCAACUAUCUAAUAAAUCAAAAUAUCAAUUUGAGUUUGUCGAAUCCAUGUGACUGUUGGAGUGUCAAUAACUGGUUAAAAAAUAAAGUUACAGAUUUUACACCAUUCGACUGUCAAUUGAAAGAAAACUUAUGUGAAAGCGUUCCUUUCAACAUUUCGGACAUAGUAACUCAUCAAGAUUGUCGGAUAAAGCUGAAGGAGAUUUCAACAAGAACGUUCAUGAGGAAGGUUCUUCUCCCCGCUGCAAUAGCUUUCAUUAUUAUCCUAGUGUGCGUAGUAUGCUAUUGUAGAAGAAGAAGACGCCUGAACAAACCACCCCAAUAUAGAAUUCCAGCAGAAGAAGAAAGUGUAAACAGUUUUCCUCUGAAGAAGUUUGAGAACAGCUAACUGUAUGAAUGUAGACGAAUGUAGACUAUUGCGUGAAAUUUUUUUAUUUUGCCACUUUUUUCCGGUUUGAGCACAACGUAUCGAUCACUUUUGUAUGAAAGAAACAUUUACAAUUUCAGAAGAAGAGUGUGUUGCGUUCUUUUGGUGCUGAGUCCUAUGUGAAAAUGUUACUAGAUGAUAGAGAUAUGUCGAAAUGCUUCUUACAAUUGUACACGAAUUGGUUGACAUUUUUAGGAUGAAAUUUAGAUAUCUUAAGGUACAUAUCGUUAUUCUCAAUAAUUAAGUUCCAAACGCAAUAUUUUGUUGAGUAUUAUUAAUUAUGAAUGAAUGAACUGAAAGAAGGCUAGUGAAAUAAAAUGUACUUUAGACACUUAAGAAAGAAAUAGACAGUUUUUAUUAAUUUUUCUGCAAAAAAUUGAAUAUCAUCCUUUCGUAAUAUUUUCAAUUCAGAGAUCAAAUAUUUAGCCUUGUGGAAAAUUAUCAUUCAAAUAUUCCUAAAUUUAUCGAUCAUAAUUUGAUAUUAGUAUGAACUGAUAUUUUCACAAAGUAUUUUCGCAUAUCUAUUAUUUAACAGUUUUUAGAUUCUGCUAUGACUAUUGUUGUUUUUAUUGUUAUUCUUGUUGACGUAAUUCAAGUGUCAGGUGGCACAGAUUUUUUUUUGAAAAUUGUACAAAUUUUCUAUUGAUCUCGAAAAUUUUUAUGUUAUAUAAUUUAAUACUAAUUAUAAAAAUUAUCUUCAAGAGUAUCAGCUAAACAUUUGUACAAAUACAUGAGUGAGGUUGUAUUUGUAGACUAGACAUUUUAAUUUAUAUUUUUUAUAUGUAACAAUAAAAUUUAUGACAUUCA